AUGUCUGCAGGACGUCCAUGCGAUAAGGAGGGGAACUUCGUUGAUCCCACCACCAAGCCGCACAAACAGUUCCCUCCGAGGAAUAACACAUCACCGUAUGAGACAGUCGGCGCAUUUCGAAUGGCGGACUUCGUCUAUCGCAAGGUCCAAAUGUCCGCAGGCGAGAUUGACGAGCUCAUGGAGAUUUCUCGCGAGGAUGGGGGAUUCUCGCAUUUCCGUGACCACGAUGAUUUGUACGACACAAUCGACGCGACAGAGACCGGCCACAUUCCGUGGCUCGCCUUCGACGUCUCUUACGAUGGACCUGAUGCAAACGAACCCGGCGCGCCAUCAUGGAAGCGAAAGUCAUAUCGAGUUUACCACCAUGAUGCCCGCAAGAUUAUGCAUCGUCAACUGGGGAAUCCCGACUUCAAAAACGAGUUAGACUACGCGCCGAAACAGGUCUACGAUGCGGAUGGAGGGCGGGUAUAUCAAGACUUUAUGUCGGGGCAGUGGGCAUGGCGGCAGGCGGACGAAUUGGCCAAAGAUCCUCAAAACCAUGGCGCUGUGAUCGUACCCGUCAUUGGGGGGAGUGACAAGACAACGACCUCGGUCGCAACGGGCCAGAACGACUUCUAUCCGCUCUAUGAGGGUAAUGGCCUGACCCCGAACACAGUGAGACGAGCCCAUCGGAAUGCGAUGUCGCUUCUGGGAUUCUUGGCUAUUCCGAAAAUUCUCAUCGUCUGGCAGCCGACCGCGAGCAUGACCAGAGCAAAGAGUUUCGGACGUUCCGGACGGCAGUUGUUUCAUGCGUCGCUGAACCAUAUAUUCAGCUCGCUAAAGCCAGCUAUGAUAUCGCCCGAACUCGUGCUCUUCGGUGAUGGUCACUAUCGAUGGGUUAUUUACUGUCUUGGUCCGUAUAUUGCAGACUAUCCUGAGCAAGUUUUGCUGGCGUGUGUUGUCCAGGGGUGGUGUGCUCGAUGUACCGCGUCAAAUAAGAAUCUUGACGGUAUUGGUGGAAGACGAACACAGGCACAUACGGAAGCGCUUUUCGACGCUUUUGACCACAAAACACUUUGGAAUGACUACGGAAUCAUUCCGGAUGUGCUGCCAUAUACGUGGGACUUUCCACGUGCAGACAUCUAUGAACUGCUCUCACCGGACCUUCUUCACCAAGUCAUCAAGGGGACAUUUAAGGACCAUCUCGUGACAUGGGUCGGCGAAUAUCUGGAUGCUCAACAUGGCAAAGCAUAUGCAAGUAAAAUUAUGGCUGAUAUUGACCGGCGAAUCGCAGCAGUGCCACCAUUCCCUGGACUUCGUCGUUUUCCCGAGGGACGGGGAUUCAAGCAGUGGACUGGAGAUGACUCAAAGGCUCUAAUGAAGGUCUACCUGCCUGCUGUCGAGGGUCAAGGAGCCCUGGCGCCGGUCGAGCAAGUUCAAGCAAUCGAGCAAAUCCUCACCAUUAAUAAUCGCCUUGACGCUCUUGCCGCAACCCGAGUCAAUUUCGAGGAACGUGGACUUCUCCGACCGACCGAUCCCGAUCCAGUUCUUCCUACCCUUAACCCCACUCGCCCUGAUCUUCUAGCAGAAGAUGAUGACGAUAAUCCGGAGAUGGAAAAUACUGUCGAGGCGACUGUUGUAUUGGCUAAGCGUCAUUUCCGAACAUAUCCCAAGGACCCGUUUCACCUUUCCGAAUUCCUUGGCUUUCCCGCGCUCCCAUCCCUUAUCCGUCGUUUUCUGCAUGGCCAGACAUUUCCGGAUGACGACCUUGAUCUUGUUGAUCCCCUUUCAUAUCCAGACGUCCCGGCUCGCAUCAAAGUCUUUCCCUCAGCAAUUGCCGCAUUCCAUGCACCCAGUGAUGUCUGUAACUCGGCAGGCCUUCUCCGGGAACGUAUCCGGGCGGGUGCGGUCAUGGCGUGGUGCCGAACCCCGAUUUGA
Mycena indigotica is the source of this 1917-nucleotide messenger RNA. RefSeq lists its product as uncharacterized. The transcript has 9 exons. The record is from RefSeq and is a predicted model, not a curated record. The coding region runs from base 1 to 1917 and encodes 638 amino acids. NCBI's taxonomy places the organism in Eukaryota, Fungi, Basidiomycota, Agaricomycetes, Agaricales, Mycenaceae.